Seminavis robusta is the source of this 4632-nucleotide messenger RNA. The record is from the annotation of a GenBank genome assembly. Lineage: Eukaryota; Bacillariophyta; Bacillariophyceae; Naviculales; Naviculaceae.
AUGAAAUAUUCCACCACCCUCUUGGCCUUCUGCGGCCUCCUCGUGGCCCCGACCAUGGCAGCAGAACGCGAUCUAUUUGGCAUGUCAAAACUUGCCUUUGGAUGUUCCGAAGCCCAAAUCAUGGAUGGAUCCUGCAAAGACGCCUGUCCUUGCAAUUGCGGCGAUGGAUUUGGUGUCUUAGUCGACCCCACCCCCAACCGAGACUGCGACGAACCAACCUGUAUGGAUCCCGUCCUGGCCUACCAAUUGGUCGCCAUUCAAAAGAAAGCGGACUGUAUCACCACUUGCGUCAAAUCUCGCGGCGGCGGCGGCGACAGCAGCAGUGACAGCGGUGACGCGAAGAAACAGCGAAAGCCCUUGCCUGACUUUGGGUCGGGCAAAAGCGACGAAUCCAGUGACGGGUCGGGGUCCAAGAGUGGCUCGGGAUCCAAAAAGAAGAAAUACUUCAAGAAGUCUGGAUCCUCCAAGAGUGGCUCCAAAAAGGACUUGAGCUUCAAAACAAAAUGCAAAGUGGACAGCGAAUGUCCUCAAAUUCGCUGCUUUGCACCACCUUGUGAUCCCGUUGUCUGCGUCCGUGGAUACUGCCUGCAAAUGCCCUUGAACAAAGAUGACGGUAGUAGCGACUCCAAGGACAGCAAAUCCAAAAAAUCCAAGUACCUUCGCACGGGGGGUAAAAAAGUGAAGAUUUGUCACAAGACUGGAAGAGAUAGCAAACCUUUCAAGCUCAUGGAAGUGUCUGCCAGUGCGGUUCAAAAAUAUGUGGAAGAGUUUGGCGACUGCUUUCCUGACAGUGAGCUUCCCGGAAGUCGAGGAAAGAUCUUUCUUGACAAGCAAUGUGGCACGGUUGGAUGGGACGGAAAACCAUGCGACAAAUACGGCAAGCCCAAGAAGAAGAGCAACAGCAGCAGAUCUGGCAAGGACAAAAAGAGCAGCAGAUCUGGCAAGGACAAGAAGGGUUCCGGCAGUGGCAGCAAAGAUUCCAAGUCUUACAAACCCAAGAAGAAAGACUACACUUUCUGCACACAGGAUGCCAAGCAAUGUGCUGAUGGCUCCUAUGUCAGCCGCGUUGCACCGAGCUGUGAGUUCGAGAAGUGUCCUGGGGACAAGGAUUCCAGGAGCGGAAAGUCUCGAAGCGGCAAGAGCAGCAAGGAUUCCAAGAGCGGAAAGUCUCGAAGCGGCAAGAGCAGCAAGGAUUCCAAGAGCGGCAAGUCCCGAAGCGGCAAGAGCAGCAAGGAUUCCAGAAGCCGCAAAGACGGAAAAGUUUCAAUUUGCAAGAGGACGAAAGACAAGAGCAACCCUUUCAAACUGGCCGAUGUCUCUGUUGAAUCUGCAGCAAAGUACUUGUCCAAAGGCGGGUGCUAUCCAGGUGAUGCUGUUGUCGGACGCAGGGGCAAGAUCUUUGUGGAUGAGACAUGUGAUGUUGUGGAUCGUGAGGGAUCCCGCUGCUCGGAGGACGGCAAACCCAAGCCAAAGACGGACAAGGAUCAAGGAAUCAAAGUGCAGAUUUGCCAGAAGGUUUUUGAUGGCGACAAGCCAUACGUGCCUCGUAAGAUUUUCAAGCGUGAUCUCAUCAAACACAUGAGCAAACAUGAUGACUGCAUGCCUGGGGACGACUUGCCUAAAUCCAAGGGUAAGGCCAUCCUCAACAGUGACUGCGAUGUCGUCGGAAAGAAACCAAAGAAGGAUAGCAAUUCCAAGUCGAAGUCAGACUCGAAAGAUUCCAAGUCAGGAAAGUCAAAGUCAGGAAAGGGCAAGCCCAAGAAGGUGGAAAUCUGUCACAGGACAGGGAGUGAUAAAAAUCCAUUCGUCCUCAUCGAAAUCUCUGAAAAUGCCGUCCAGCAGCACUUCUCUAAGCACGGUGACUGCUACCCUGGCGACCCUCUUCCAGGCUCACGCGGCCGUGUCUUCUUGGAUGAUGACUGUGAUAUUGUUGGAAGAGAUUUUGUACGAUGUGGCACAGAUGGGUCGCCCAAGCCCGAAGCUCCCAAGAAACCGGAUCUUGGAGUCAAGGUCAAGGUUUGCCAACGUGUGUUUGAUGGGGUCUUGCCUUAUGUUCCUCGUUACAUCCCCGAAAAGAAGCUUCCGCGCCAUAUGAGGAUGCACGACGAUUGCAUGCCAAACGAUGAUGUGCCUGGAAGUAACGGAGAUGAAUAUCUUGAUGAUGAAUGCGCAGUCAAAAAAAGGAAACCUGGCAAGAAACCCAAGAACAGUGGCAGCAGUAGCAGCAGAUCCAAGAAGUCCAAGAAGAAGAAGAACUCCUCAAAGGACAGUGGCAGCAACAGCAAGUCAUCCAAGGACAAGAAGAAGAAGAACUCCUCAAAGGACAGUGGCAGCAAGACCAAGUCAUCCAAGGACAAGUCCUCUAAGUCUGGCAAAGACAAGGGCCUCAAGGUCAAGGUGUGCCAGCGAAUCUUUGAUGGGGACAAGCCAUUUGCUCCACGCUUAAUGCCGAAACCUGAUGUUCCUUCCUACAAGGAUUCUCAUGACUGCAGCAUGCCCUUCGAUGAUGUUCCAGAUAAUGAUGACGAAUACCUUGAUGAAGACUGUAAUGUUGUCAAGAAGAAGAAUGGAAAGAAGCCCAAGAAGAGUGGAAGCAGCAGUAGCAGCAGAUCCAAGAAGUCCAAGAAAAAGAAGAAUUCCUCAAAGGACAGUGGCAGCAACAGCAAGUCGUCCAAGGACAAGAAAAAGAAGAACUCUUCUAAGGACAGCAAGAUUAAGUCAUCCAAGGACAAGUCUUCCAAGUCCGGAAAAGACAAGGGCCUCAAAGUGAAAGUCUGCAAGAGAGUUGGAGGCAAGCGAUUCACCCCAGUGUUGAUGCCUGAACCAGACGUUCCUUCGUACAAGGAUACCCAUGACUGUGGCAUGCCCUUUGACGAUGUUCCGGAUACUGAUGAUGAAUACCUUGACGAUGACUGUGUGGUUGUCAAGAAGAAGGGAGGAAAGAAACCCAAGAAGAGUGGUAGCACCAGUAGCAGCAGAUCCAAGAACUCCAAGAAAAAGAAGAAUUCCUCUAAGGACAGUGGCAGCAACAGCAAGUCUUCUAAGGACAAGAAAAAGAAAAACUCCUCUAAGGAUAGUGGCAGCAACAGCAAGUCAUCCAAGGACAAGUCUUCCAAGUCGGGCAAAGACAAGGGCCUCAAAGUGAAAGUCUGCAAGAGAGUUCCUGGUGGAGGCAAGCAAUUCACCCCAGUGGUGAUGCCUGAACCUGAUGUUCCAUCCUACAAGGAUACCCAUGACUGCAGCAUGCCAUUUGAUGAUGUUCCGGAUACUGAUGAUGAAUACCUUGAUGAUGACUGUGUGGUUGUCAAGAAGAAGGGAGGAAAGAAACCCAAGAAGAGUGGCAGCAGCAGUAGCAGCAGGUCCAAGAACUCCAAGAAAAAGAAGAAUUCCUCAAAGGACAGUGGCAGCAACAGCAAGUCGUCCAAGGACAAGAAAAAGAAGAAUUCCUCAAAAGACAGUGGCAGCAACAGCAAAUCGUCCAAGGACAAAUCCACCAAGUCCACCAAAGACAAGGGCGUCAAGGUGAAAGUCUGCCAGAGAGUCCCUGAUGGAACCAAGCCAUUUGAACCAGUGUUGAUGCCAGAAAUUGAUGUUCCAUCUUACAAAGACUCUCACAGUGACUGCAGCAUGCCCUUUGAUGAUGUUCCGGACACUGAUGAUGAAUACCUCGAUGAUGACUGCAACAUUAUCAAGAGGGAGCCUGGUGACAUUUCUUUCAGCUACUGCACUGAAAGUGAGAUCCGUGGUGGGUCUUGUGUAGACCUUUGCAAGUGCCCUUGUGCCAAUGGUCCCACCAUGGGUGUCUUGGUUGUUGCACCUAGCGGUGAAAUGACUUGCAUGGAUUCUGUCGAUGCCUAUGAGCAUACAGUUAUGGAGAAGGACAUGGGUUGCCAAGCAGUGUGCCCCAUUGACAAACCGGAACCAGAAAUCAUUGUUGAGCCUGAGAUUGAAGUUGAGGAGAAGCCAGAACCCAAGGCACCUAAGUCUCCACCCACUGGAAGCCCUACUGCUGGACCAACCAGUUCCCCAACUGCUUCUCCCACCAAUGGACCAACCAGCUCCCCAACUGCCGCUCCCACAGCAGCACCAACCACUGCUCCAACAGCUGAACCCACUGAUGCACCAACAACAAGCCCUGUUGAAUCGUGGAUCAGCGAAGAGCAUGAAAGUCAAGGAUGUGAGACUGCAUUUGCCUAUCACCAGGCCAGUGGUACAUGCUUCUCUGAUCUUGGACUUGGAAUCAAUCGCUGGGGAUGGAGUAUCGGUCCCAUCUCCCCAGACAGUUCAGUCAAACAUGAAUACGAAAUCUACGCUGGGGCUGCUGGCUGCGACACUGACAAGGGAACCAAGGUGGGAACACUCGAGUUCACUUAUGAUGGAAGUCAGGCCCAUGCAAAGUAUAUGGCCGAUGGCAAUUAUAUCUUCGAAGAGACUCACUUCUACCUUGGUACAAAGUCAGUCCCCCAUGAUGACAACGGAAAUCCCACAGUUGCCCCCGGCCAAUACACCGCUGUGCACGAUGUUUGUGAGAACUCCAAGGUUGACAACAUUGUCUUUGACCUCACUCCAGCAUGGGGUGACAUCUACAUCAUUGCACAUGCUGUGUCGUGCGAUGAUUGGCGUCGAGAGUAA